AGGUACUGCUUAGUGCGCAGUUUGUGUAGUAUGAAGAACCUGAUGUUUGAAAAGGAUUUAAAAUAUCGGAGACGCUGGAAUGGCCGUCCAGGGGCAGUCUUCCACAGACCAAGACAACGAUUGGAUUUCCCAACUGCAGUCAUCCUCUUCUCAUACAACCUAUAGUAACAGCCAUUACCUUAUUCACACUAACCGCCCUCAUAACAGCACAUUUCAUUUACAUUCUUCAGUUUCAGCUGAUGCUAAUAAUGAUGUUGUGGCUUUAGUCCUCUACGCUGUCUUUUCAGUUCUUGGUACUACAGUGAAUAUCUUUGAAAUCAGCUCUUUGAUCAUUCAAGAAAAUUUAAGACAUCAUGGCAAUGUAUUUCUAGCCAACCAAGCUUUGGCCAAUCUAUUGAUUACAAUUUUAGGUUUCCCAGCAUCAUGUAUAGCUAUUCUUUCCAACACUCACAAUUACAGUUUUGUGUGCUACUGGCAGUGGUACAGUGCCCUAAUAUCUUUCUUUACUACUACCUUGAAUUAUUUCUUUAUAGCUAUUGAAAAUUUACUCAGGGCUUGUCGCAAGCGCUCCAGAAACAGAAAUGACGGUGCAUAUUCUUGCUGCUGCAGCGUGCAAGUUGUUGUGUUUGCUGUAUUUUUUUGUUGGAUUGCUGCCGCUGCAUGGGUUGCAGUACUGGUUAUUUAUGAUAAUACCCAAGAUGUCUGUAAUCGAAGAUACGGAUACAGCAUAACAUUUCUAAUCUUUCUUAUUCCCAUAUCACUUACUGUGCUUACAUUUUCGUUGGCAAUUUAUCGAUAUAAAAGGCAUUUAAAAGAAUUGGAGGCUAGACAGUGUCUAGAAAGCAGAGAAGAAAACUUGCACAGGCAGUUAUUUAAGAGCAAUGCCUUAGCUUACAUGCUAUUUCUUUGUUUCUGGAUGCCCUUUAUCAUUGCUGUAUCAAUAUCAGCAUCGGAAAACAUACAAGCAGUGCCAUGGUCAACACGCCCUACAGCCGCUACGCGAACCAAAACAAAUCCUGUUGCUACAUCCACAAAUAGUGUUGAAACACUGCUAAUAAUAGCUCAGUCUUACAGCUGUUUUUGUGGAUUAGUCUACGCUUUUACUAACAGUUCCUUUGGGCAAGCAUUCAUUUACUUGACAAGGUACUUCUGCUGUAAAGCUCAUCCUGAGUUCACCAAGAGUACCUUUCAAGAGAAGCCCAGGGGUACAGUUAGAGUACACAUCGGAAUGGAGACUCGCGUUGGAGAACGAAGUGCUAGAGCCAACAAACUGAUGGCUGUCAUGAUGCACGAUAGUCCAAGAGGAGGAAGGACUGGUAACCAUUACCUCUAAGAAUAUGAGCUCCCUCAUGUUGUCUGAAGCUUCCUAUAGCCAUAAACCACUUGUGUGCCGUUUGAUAACACGAUAACACCGGGGAAAAUGUUUAUGUUCAUAUUCAGCAUUAUUUUGGAUAAACAUUUAGAAAUGCUGAUGAAGAUAUAAUCUAUUUUUAAAAUGGAUAUACCAGAAAAAGAGAUCCUCGCACAAAGUAUUACUCACAUUUUAUUGAAUUAAGCACUAGAGCAGAAUAAUUAACAAAUAGAGAAUAGAAAACCUAUAGUACUGGAAAGUAGAAACAAAUGAUUUAAUCCAUACGUGGCGAACUUAAAAUAGUACCAUAUCAAAGAAAGUAAAACAGAAACACUUUACUCUUGCCUGUGAAGUGUCCUUAAUGAUUUUUUUUCUCUGAAACAUAUCGACAGUUCAAGGCAAGACUUGAAGCAGCGGCACAAUAGUUGCCUGAUUUUUGACUUUACAUAACUUUAUUCUCUAAAAAUAACUCACUAGAAUGAAAAUUUCUAUAACAAAUACAAGAAAAAUCAUAUGACAAAAAAAAAAAAAAAAAAAAAAAAAAAAAAAAGCAAUUUUCGCUCAGAAAAGAAACUAUGCGAAGUAAAGA
Molecule: messenger RNA, 1940 nt
Organism: Stegodyphus dumicola
Lineage: Eukaryota; Metazoa; Arthropoda; Arachnida; Araneae; Eresidae
Biological process (GO): G protein-coupled receptor signaling pathway
Cellular component (GO): membrane
Molecular function (GO): G protein-coupled receptor activity
Source: RefSeq, a predicted model, not a curated record